GCAGAAAUGGUUUGAUUCGACCUGCCAGCUGCCAACGAUGCCGUUUCUGCCCUCGGAAGAAACGAGCCGGGCAUCGGGAACGGUUCGCAACCUAGCCCUACUGAACUCAUCUGCCUGUCACAACACUGUACCGCACAACAGUGAGCGUAACAAUACUACUCUGCCUAAGAUAAGGAGAGCUCUGACAAGAUCGAUCGAGCGGCGGACAGCAGCGAGCUCAGCUCACACACUGAACGCGUUGUUGAAGUCGCUUGACCAGCGGGGCCUACUAACCCCGGAGAGUCACACAAAGAUGAGCAUUUGACACAACGCACGGUUCCGCUGCUGCUGAAGAAGCUAUUUCCCAUAAGGGUUCAAUCCCCGUUUCCCCUCGCUAUGGCCACGACUCCACGAGCCCGCUCACAUGGCAACGUUAUUCCAAGCUCAUCAUCCGUCUUUGACGGCAACUGGGAUUCCCGACACCACGUCGGGGGCGCGAACGGCAGCGCAAACGGUCCACUGGUCGACGUAAUGACCGUCAGUCGCGUCAACAUGGCGUCGAAUGCACAUUCCCACACCGCGGAGAAGGUGACAGGUCGCUCUAAACACUCACGGAGGGGUUCCGCCCUCGCGAGGCGCCAAUGGACCGACAUAGAGACAACUUUGCUCGCGGCACUGCACGCCAAGCACGGCAACCAGUGUCCACAGCAGCAUCCGCUGCAAGUUCCAGCUUGACGGCCAAACCGCGUCUGAGUCAGCUGGGCCUGAGAUGCAAGACUUGCAGGACUGCUGCGACGCACCACUGCCCACCGACGGCGCCGCCGCCGCCAGGGACCGACCCAACCGCCACCUGCUGCUUCGGGCCUACGCGCAGGCGGUUGGCGGCAACUGCAUAGACGCCGGCCUGAGAAAGGCGGCACUGGAGGCGGCGCGGGCGCAACUGCGUGUGCAGCAGCAGCUGCUGUUGCUGCAGCAGCUGAAGCAGCAGGAGCAGCAGCAGGGGCAGCAGCCACAGCAAGCGCAGCAGCAGACGGCGGCGAUGGCGUUGGCAGCGGCAUCCGGGUUGAAGAAGAAGCAGCGACGGCACCAGCAGCAGCAGCAGCAGCAGCAGCAGCAGCAGCAGGUCUCGGUGACACCGGCCAACCAUGACAGCGCUGCCAUACCGGCAACCCAUAGACCAGCGGACGGCGGUGCAGGCGGCUGCUGGGUCGCUGCAGGUGAUGGCGGCGCCGUCCAGUCCGGACGUGGCGACACAGCGGCUGCUGGCCAGCAGUUGCCGUCGCCACCGUCGCCGCUGGCGGCGGUGCGCCAAACGGCAACGCAGCAGCUGCAGCAGGCGCCCGCCGCAUCGCGCAGCCGCCGUGGCAGCGCACAUGGUGGUGUCCGCUGCGAUGGCUUUGAAAGGACGGGAAGCGCCACAGUUGAAUGCGGCAGUGCGCCUGUUGCUCCCAGUGGUGCAGGUGCCCUGCCGCCACCACCGCCGCCGGCGCAGCCGCAGCCGCAGUCGCAACUGCUGCGCCAGCUGCGCGCGCUAGCAGAGGCGGCGGCGCAGGGCAACGCUGCCGCGCCCGCCGCUCAUUGCGGAGGCUGGUUCCGUGGCGGUGGCGGCGCUGGCGGCGGCGACGGCCAGGCUAGCUAUCACUCCGCCGCCGCUUGGCAGGGCAUGUCAGCAGGCCCUCACGGCACGCGUGACAAUGGUGGCUGUGCCGGCGGCUUCGACAGCGGCAGCAGCGGCGCUGCCGCUGGCGCAGCAGCCAGCUCCGGCGGGGCCAAGAACACGUGGCCCUUCUCCCCGCCCGUGUCCCCAACGACCUGGGCAAACACCGCCUGCCCCUACGUGCAGCAGGAGCAAGAGCAGCAGCAGGAGCAGGAGUGCGUGAUGACAACGGCGGCGAGGCUGCAGUCGCCCACACCGCCGUCACUGCCGCCGUUGCCCCUGAGGCCAGCAGCCCCGCUACCGCACAACCAGCAGCGGCAGCAGCGGGCGGUGGCGGCCGUGGGAACGACGACGCCGCCGUGGCUGUCAUCAGACCCAGUCACCAGCAGCGCUGUUAUUAUGUUGCAACAGGCCUCGUGCGCGCCGCCACCGCCGCCGCUGCUCCUGCAGCAGAUCGUCCCGGGCAGCGGCGGACAGCCAAUGCAGAUGCAGCACCACCAGCCACCGGAGCAGCAGCCACAGCAGGCGCAGUGUUUUCUGUCGGCGCCCACGCCCGCUGACGUUUAUGCCACUGCCGAGACCGCGGCUGUCGCAGCUACAGCCGUUGUCGCCGCCGCAGCCAUGCGCGCAGCUACUGCUAGUGCCGCUGCCUCUGGCGGCCCUGCUGCCAACGGAGCCCUCAAGUUGGAUACCGCGGCUGGUUUUGGCAUCGGCAGUAGCAGCGCCGCCUACUACGCUAAUGUCGCCGGCGGCGGCUGUAGCAGCAGCAUGGGCCCAAUCCUGAGCCACGUGGCCUCCAUGCACUCGGCAACCCAGCUGCAGCACACGCUGCCGUGCCACCAGACAUACCAGCAGACCCAGCAGCAAUUGGAACACGAGCAGUGGAGCCAGCCAAGCACUCAGGCUGGGGCUGCUUGGGGCCGUCAGCAACAGCAGCAACAGCAGCACCCGCUGCGCCUCAACGGCUUCCUGAGAGUUCAUCAAGAACAACUCCAAUACCAGCUACAGUCGCAGCAGCAGCUGCGGGAGGUGGGAUGCCCACUGCAGCAGCUGUACUGCCCACGCUCGCCUCCGCCCGAGGCUGCGCUGGCUGGGGUGCCCGACGCGCACAGGCAGCACUGGCAGCAGCAUGAGGCGGAGGCGCUGAGCUACAGCCGCCACGCAGCCGCUGCCGCUGGUGCCCCCACUCCAAUAGCUGAUUCUGCCAGUGGUUUCCAGCAGUACCAGCAGGCAGUAGCAGCCUACGUGCCGGCAGCAGCGACGCCCGUGCCGGUGGGCCCCAUGGCGGCGGCGGCGGCGCUUCGGGCGGGGUCCCUUCCUGUGAUGCCACUGCCGCCGAGCUGUGGCGGCGGCCGCGAUGACGCCGGCUUGGCCGCCUCUCAGCAGUGGGGCGCCAGAGGCGCAGCCGGCUGCAUCCUGGGCAGCAGCUUCGACAGCAGCACAAGCACCCGCGGCGCCAACACAACCGCACGGUGGCCGCGGCUGCAGCAGUCGCCAAUUCCGGCGCUGGGGCUGCAGCAGCCUUCACAGCUGGCGGCGGCGUCUAACGGGUGCGCCGGCAGCAGCGGUGGCGGUGCCGCUGGUGGCGGCAUGGCGGUGCAUUACCACAGCAGCAACCCCAGCACACCGGCCAGGGCAGGCAACACACCCAUGCACGCCGCCACCGCUGCCAUCGAGCAACAUCAUUUGCUACAGCAGCAGCAGCAGCAGCAGCAGCGGGUGCUGCUUGACAGCAAUGACACCGACGCCGCGUCGGCGUCCGCGUUUGCAUCCAGCCGCUACUGGCGCGAUUGCGAGGUGACUACGCAGGCGGCUGCAACUGGAGGCUGCAGCGGCGGCGGCACGAGUAGCGCCUCUGGCUUUGGUGGCGCCGCCAGCUUUGGUGGCGACAGCCCCGCUGCUGGCGGCGGCGUUGGCGGCUGGGGCCUUUGUGGCGGCGGCGACGUGGACAUGACGAACGUGAGUGAGGCGAUGGUGCUGGAGGAUGAUGCCUCGUUUGAGGCCUUCCUCGUGAACGCGUUCAGAGACAUGCUACAGCCCGCUCCGCAGCAGCAGCCCAUGCAGCAGCAGCAGCAGCAGCAACAGCAGACGCAGCUGCCAUAGAGAAGAGCCGUACGUAGUAGUGACAGUGGCGUCAGCAGUAGCGCAAUCCGUGCUUGGCAGCAGCAGCAGCGGAAUUGCUGUCAACCCGCGCACCUCUAGCUGCGGUCAGUCGUAGCUUGCAGAGCACCACGCAACGGCAUCCAAUGUGAGAGGGGUGUAAAUUAGAGGGCAU
Molecule: messenger RNA, 3911 nt
Organism: Chlamydomonas reinhardtii
Lineage: Eukaryota; Viridiplantae; Chlorophyta; Chlorophyceae; Chlamydomonadales; Chlamydomonadaceae
Exons: 4
Coding region: 749-3739 (996 amino acids)
Source: RefSeq, a predicted model, not a curated record